ACAUCAUGUCCCUUCCUUCCACCGACUUCUGGGAGCCGACUUGCCAGAUUGCAUGUGUCUGCGCUUCGACGACGUUACAGGCGCCUGGAUCAUGGUGGUGGCUGAUGGCCACGGCCGAUAUGGGCACCUUGUGGCCUCGGAGAUCUGCAAAGUUCUGCCGAACAUGCUGGUCAAGGCCUUGGACGAGGCACAGGCCCAGCAAGCAAUCAAAAAGGCGUUCAGCGAAGCAGAGGUGCGACUUGAAGCAGCUGCUCAAGAUCAGGGCUUCGACCUUUCCAAGUCAGGAGCAGCUGUCGCGGCUGCCUUGCUGACUCCGGAGGGCGUGGUGCACUUGGCCUCCUGUGGAGAUGCCCAAGCCGUGGUCGUGGAUGUCCGGACCGGCAAUAUUGCAGCCAGUCGGCUGCAUAAGGCCCAUGACAGCAGAGAGCAGCAGCGAAUUCUGGCAGCAGGCGGGUCCAUCAAGGUUGAGCGACCGCGAUGUCGCAACACGGUCGCUUCGCGGGUCUACGGCCGCUCACCCUUUGGGCUCGCAAUGAGCAGAUCCUUUGGCGACCUUUGCGUCAAGGCAUUUGGUGUCAUCGCUGAGCCCUCCCUGGUCACUGGCCGCGUCAGUGAUGAGGCAUGCCUGAUCCUCGGCAGCGACGGCUUGUUCGAAUUCCUGGCCCCUGUGGAGGCGCUGACGAUCCUGCGGCGGCGCGCUUGCUCCAGCGACUCGUUGGCUUUGGCAUUGGUCAAAGAGGCCCAGGCACGAUGGGAGCGAAACGAGGCUGGCCUCUACUGCGACGAUGUCAGCUGCUUGCUGCUGUGCCCUCGCGGCAGCUUGGAGAAGGUGGUUGCCAAGCUGCCCAUCCAGCCGCCGUCGCUACUGGUCAAUCCAUUCGGUGCUGAAUCCUAUGAUGGCCCUGUCGGCGCAUACUAGAAAAUUCAUAAUCUGGC
Effrenium voratum is the source of this 936-nucleotide messenger RNA. The record is from the annotation of a GenBank genome assembly. NCBI's taxonomy places the organism in Eukaryota, Dinophyceae, Suessiales, Symbiodiniaceae.